CCAACCAGCCCCCUUCUUAUUCCGUCACUCCUGACAGAACUUUGAUCACUGCGCUUUCAGGCGCUGAGGACAUGUUCUCCUGAGGAUCGGAUUUUUUUCUGAUUUGUUCUAGAAAAUUACUUUCCAAGGAGGACGACGAUGACACCAAAUCUGAGCUGAAGGUUCAUCCAUCUGAUUCCCACCAAUCUGAAGUAGAAAAACGCUGGCGGUUCAUCAUGUUUGGAAACAGCGCCCCCUUCUCCUACUCCCCAGGGGGUUUCUCACAGGAAGACUUCCCUCAGCAGAGACGAGCCUUCCAGCAGGAUGAGCCUAAAGAGGAUCUGCUGCAGAGAAACAGCAUUUCCAGACCCAGCGGAAGAUCCAUUUACAUGCAGAGAAAGGAAUAUUCAGAGGUCCUCAACAGACAACCAGAGAGAUUUCAAGUUCGAGUGGAGCAUCUGUUCACAUGUGAGCUGGAUGGCCAGGAGGUGAAGACAGUGGACGACUGCGUGUCCAAACUAAUGAAACUGGACGCCAAAGGUCGUCUGUGGCCUCAGGAGAUGAUCAUGGAAGCCGCGGGAGGGUCUCUCCUGCUCUGUGACAUUGAGACCAAGGCUCAGCUGGAGGCGAUGCCUCUGAGCAGCAUCGUGCAAACCAGAGCGGUCCUGGACAGCUGCGCCUACAACUCUCUGCUGACUGUAACGGUGCAGGAGCGCAGCAAGCGUUUUCCACAGGUCUUCAUGUUUCAGUGUGAGGAGACCAGGGCGGAGCUCAUUAAAGCUGAUGUGGAUAUGGCGGUGCAGAGGGGAGGGAGCGAUACGGACCCCCGCAGGGAGCCGACUGGCAUCAGUCGGCAUAAUCCAGGAAGCUUCCGGCAGGGCGUUCCCGUGCAACAAGAGGGGAUGCUCCCACCUCCAGACUACGCAGCCCCACAGGGGAUCGACAGAGAACCAAAUCCCAUGCCUCCCCAACGCUCCUACUCCUCACAGGAGGAGAUGGUGCAUUCCUCCACGGUGAAGCAGAACAGCCCAAAGAUGGCUCUUGACAGAUCAGACAUCGGGGUGAAAACGGACAUUUUAAACCACGUUAUCAAUGAUUUGGAGAUCUUUGUGGCCAAAGUGUCAGCGUCAGCAAACACCCCCUCGCUGCCAGAAAACGGUGGCAAAAAGAAAAGCGGGUCUAAGAAGAACAAGUCUAAAAUAAAUGCACCUCCAGCAUUCAGUUUGCCACACUGGGAUGAAUACACCUCAUGCCUUCAGAAAAUCAAAUAUGGAUUAAAUCUGCUGGCCCAGCUCAACCGGGUUCUGACCAGCCCCAGUGCCCCUGAGUUUGUCCACAUCUUCUUCACCAACCUGAGCAUCAUUGUUCCUCGGUACCCUCCAGACCUGCCUCCUACAGUCGUGGCUCCCCUGCUGACACCGGAGGCUCUGAACCUGCUGAGUCAGACGCUGAGUCCAGAGGAAAUACAUCUGUGGAAGUCCCUGGGUGACUGCUGGGCUGUCCCCAGGUCUGGCUGGCCCGAUAAUGUCCCACCUUACAUGCCAGAGUUUUACGAUGGCUGGCAGCCUCCCCCGCCCUCUCAUCCACCUCCUGAGCUUCUUCCUCCUCCUCCUCCUGCGAGCGCCCCGAUCAGCAGGAGUUAUAGCCAGCGCCAGAGCCAGAUCUACUCACCCAGAGCCAUGCAGCAGCAGCAGCCUGAGCUCGUGGCCAAUGGUCCCUGGAGUCCUGCACCACAUGCACAUCCCACAGAGCCACCUCUGUACAUGCAUGUCAUGUACAGCUUCACAGCCAGAAACAGCCUAGAACUAACGGUGAUGAAGGGUGAGACGGUUCAGGUGGUUCACAAGUCCAGGCCAUGGUGGCUUGUUCGUAACUCCCGUAAUGAGGAAGGCAACGUUCCUCCAAAUGUUUUGGAGCCAAUCGAUAAUGUCAGAUCCACUGAGGACCAGCCGUUUCCCUCCCAGAGGAAUAGCCGAGGCCCUGUGACUCUGGACAUGAGCUCCAGUCCUGCAGAAGUGAGAGCAUGGCUGGAGUACAGGGGUUUCUCCAGGAUUACGGUCUCCAGCCUCGGGGUUCUGACUGGAAGACAGCUUCUGGGAAUGUCCAAAGAUGACAUCAGGACCGUGUGUCCAGAGGAAGCUGGAAAAGUCUUUUUCCAGCUUCAGGGCAUCAAGUCAUCACUCGCACUGGCCAGUGAACCAUCAGGCAUGUACAACAGCCACUACUAACAGCUGCCCCAACAUCUGGAGUCCAACAUCCUUUUGAGCAGAGAUGAACUGAACUUCAUCCAGUGUCCAUUUCCUUUAGCAAGAACACUUAAGAGGAUUUAUGUUGUUCAGCAGCUAAUAAAUUAUUUAAAGUACAGUUACAUCUUUUACUCUUAAUACAGAUCCACGUACAACCCAUUUGUCCUGAACCCGUUGAGUCACACCUAGAUGUAUUUUUGGAGCAAUAACUCCCCAUAUAUAAUUUUCUGAUGUGAUUUGUUGUAGACAAUGUUAGUAACAUCUAAAAUCAAAGAAACUCACAAGAUUUGUUUAAUCUUUGCAAAAACUUUGUUACAAAAAGCUUUUACUGAAAUAAAAAGUCCUAAUUAUUCAUACAAA
Molecule: messenger RNA, 2585 nt
Organism: Nothobranchius furzeri (turquoise killifish)
Lineage: Eukaryota; Metazoa; Chordata; Actinopteri; Cyprinodontiformes; Nothobranchiidae
Gene: eps8l3b
Product: EPS8 signaling adaptor L3b
Biological process (GO): Rho protein signal transduction; positive regulation of ruffle assembly; regulation of Rho protein signal transduction
Cellular component (GO): plasma membrane; vesicle; ruffle membrane
Molecular function (GO): actin binding
Source: RefSeq, a predicted model, not a curated record